This is a messenger RNA of Anthonomus grandis grandis, 840 nucleotides long. RefSeq lists its product as uncharacterized. Lineage: Eukaryota; Metazoa; Arthropoda; Insecta; Coleoptera; Curculionidae. The transcript is spliced from 4 exons. Bases 30 to 704 code for a protein of 224 amino acids. The record is from RefSeq and is a predicted model, not a curated record.
GUUAUAAACUAGUCAUACAUUUGGUAAAAAUGUUGUUAAAGUUUUGUCCAGUACUACUAGGAAGCUUGAUAGGAGUUUUGGCUUCACAGAAACCUUAUUUAUUAAAAGAAAAAAAUCACAUGAAUAGUCCUUUGACAUCACCAAAUGACCAAUCCUUCGCAGAGUCAGGUUUGGUAGGUUCAGCACAGCCUGCAGCGUUGAACCACGGAGCAGUAAGCAAAUAUUUUCAGGAUAUUUAUAUGGCCCAACACAAUCCCAAAGAAAUCGAGUUUGGUCAUGUGUUCGAAAAUUCAAACGAUUGGGAGCAACGGUUCGAGAAAAUUAAUUUGGAUAAUUUAAGCCGACAAGGAAAGGUAAGAUGGGGGGACAAACAUGGAGGAUAUGGUGAACACUACUGGGACUUAAAUCAUGCGGGUCAUGGAGGAGAAAGUGAUGCGGAGGAGACUGAACAAAGUGACAUUUAUGCUGAAUACCCUCAGGAGACGCAAACUAGCAAUGUUCUUCUCAAUCCAAAUAAUCAACGUACUUUCUCUCGUAGUAAAAGAAAUCCAGAUGAUGAUGUUGAGUUCAUUAAUGAAAAGGCCAAGUCAAUAAUAUUAAAUGAUAGAACACCUAAACAUGGCGGCAAUUACAGAAAUGCAAAAAAAAGUAGAUCAAAACGGAGUACAACCAAUAAAUACUAUUUUAAAAAUAAAUAUCAUUAGUUUUAAAUCACUCUAAGAGCUUGAACCAAAGUAUUUAAAAGAAUAACGGCUCACUUCAGUGUUGGUUAAGGCUUAAAUAUUUUAUUUCUUAUUUAGAUUUUUUUAUAAUUUUUUUAAAUAAAAACAUAAACUUUGA